AUGCUACCUAUGAAUUCAAUGGUUCCAAAAGAACAACCCUGUGCCAUCCUCGACAUCAAAGACUGUUUUUUCUCGAUACCUCUGCAUGAGAAAGACGAAGAGAGAUUUGCCUUUUCAGUCGUGUUCCCAAACAGCCAGCGUCCCAAUAUGUGCUUCCAAUGGAAAGUACUGCCUCAAGAAAUGAUCAAUUUGCCUACUAUCUGCCAAAUUACAGUGGAUCGGGCACUGGCGCCAGCUCAGCAAGACAACCCAAAUGCGACCAUCAUUCAGUACAUGGACAAUAUCCUGGGUGCUGCACCAUCAGAGAAUCAGAUUAUAAUUGUUCCCAAGGUCCUACACCAUCCAGAAGAGAAGAUGUGCUACUACUGGGGAGAAGAUAACGGCAAACGUCACAAAAGGGAGAUCCUGACAGCUGUGAUGAUAGCAGCUCUACUCGGUCUGGGAGUAGCUGGCACACAGCAGCUGCAGCUGCUGCACUUCUGCCUCUUCCUGGCCACCUACCUGGCUGCCCUCCUGGGUAACAGCCUCAUCAUCACCACCAUCGCCUGGCACCACCACCUGCACACCCCCAUGUACUUCUUCCUCAUCAACCUCGCCCUCCUUGACCUGGGCACCAUCUCCACCACUGUGCCCAAGUCUGUAGCCGAUUCCCUGAGGCACUCCAGGGCCAUCUCCUAUGCAGGUUGUGCUGCUCAGGUCUUUUUUGUUCUCUUUUUCAUACCAGCAGAGUAUUUUCUCCUCACCAUCAUGGCCUAUGACCGCUACGUUGCCAUCUGCAGACCCCUGCACUAUGGCACCCUCCUGGGCAGCAGAGCUUGUGCCUACAUGGCAGCAGCUGCCUGGGCCUAUGGCUUUCUCCAUGCUCUACUGCACACAGCCAAUACAUUUUCCCUGCCUCUCUGCCAGGGCAAUGCUGUGCACCAGUUCUUCUGUGAGAUCCCCCAGAUCCUCAAGCUCUCCUGCUCCACAGCCUAUCUCAGGGAAGUCUGGGCUAUUGUGGUUGGCAUCUCCUUAGCAUUAGCCUGUUUUGUGUUCAUUGUGGUGUCCUAUGUGCAGAUCUUCAGGGCAGUGCUGAGGAUGUCCUCUCAGCAGGGAUGCCACAAAGCCUUUGCCACCUGCCUCCCUCACCUGGCUGUGGUCUCUCUAUUUCUCAGCACUGGCUUCUUUGCCUACCUGAACUCCCCCUUCAUGUCCUCCCCAUCCUGGAACCUGGUGGUGUCAGUUCUGUACUCACUGGUGCCUCCAGCAGUGAAGCCUCUCAUCUACAGCCUGAGGAACCAGGAGCUGAAGGCUGCCCUGAGCAAACUGCUCACUGGAUGCUUUCAGAAGCAAUAA
Pogoniulus pusillus (Red-fronted tinkerbird) is the source of this 1335-nucleotide messenger RNA. Its product is annotated as olfactory receptor 14A16-like. Lineage: Eukaryota; Metazoa; Chordata; Aves; Piciformes; Lybiidae. The coding region runs from base 1 to 1335 and encodes 444 amino acids. Gene Ontology annotation, cellular component: membrane. Gene Ontology annotation, biological process: G protein-coupled receptor signaling pathway. The transcript has 3 exons. Gene Ontology annotation, molecular function: olfactory receptor activity; odorant binding; G protein-coupled receptor activity. The record is from RefSeq and is a predicted model, not a curated record.